This is a messenger RNA of Rhinopithecus roxellana (golden snub-nosed monkey), 494 nucleotides long. Its product is annotated as cytochrome c oxidase subunit 7A2, mitochondrial. Gene Ontology annotation, biological process: mitochondrial respirasome assembly; regulation of oxidative phosphorylation; mitochondrial electron transport, cytochrome c to oxygen. The coding region runs from base 65 to 316 and encodes 83 amino acids. NCBI's taxonomy places the organism in Eukaryota, Metazoa, Chordata, Mammalia, Primates, Cercopithecidae. The record is from RefSeq and is a predicted model, not a curated record. The transcript has a single exon.
UCCGGCGUGGCCAUUUUCGUUGCUGGUGUUAAGUUGUGGUGGUUGCUGGUCAGUAACAGCCGAGAUGCUGCGGAAUCUGCUGGCUCUCCGUCAGAUUGGACAGAGAACCAUAAGCACUACUUCCCGCAGGCAUUUUAAAAAUAAAGUUCCAGAGAAACAAAAACUGUUCCAGGAGGAUGAUGAAAUUCCACUGUAUCUAAAGGGUGGGAUAGCUGAUGUCCUCCUGUAUAGAGCCACCAUGGUUCUUACAAUUGGUGGAACAGCAUAUGCCAUGUAUCAGCUGGCCGUGGCUGCAUUUCCCAAGAAGCAGGAGUGACUUCAAUCAUCCCAGCAAUCACUUGGUUCAGUUUCAUUCCGCUCUCUAUGGACCAGUAAUCUGAUAACCGAGCUCUUCUCUGGGGAUCAAUAUUUAUUGACUUGUAGUAAGUGCUGCCAAUAAAGCAGUCUUUACCAUGAAAAAAAAUAAAAAAUAAAAAAUAAAAAUAAAAAAUAAA